Molecule: messenger RNA, 270 nt
Organism: Raphanus sativus (radish)
Lineage: Eukaryota; Viridiplantae; Streptophyta; Magnoliopsida; Brassicales; Brassicaceae
Product: putative defensin-like protein 234
Exons: 3
Coding region: 1-270 (89 amino acids)
Biological process (GO): signal transduction
Source: RefSeq, a predicted model, not a curated record
AUGUCGAAUCUAAUUCUUAAUUAUUUUUUGGUUUCUUGUAUUCUCAUGUUCUUCAUUAUGAACAAUGUCAAAGACGUGGAAGCUAAUUUGACUCCAAUGGGUUGCGGCGGCAGCGGGAAGGAUCUUUUUAUGGGGGGAUGCGGUCCUGACGGAAACAAAACGUGCAUAAACGAAUUUGUUAAGAAAAGAGGUGAAGCCAAUAGGCCUGAUAGUUGCAAGUGUGAUGAAUUUAGCAUACAACAUUUAUGCCUGUGUAAUUCUAAUUGCUAG